Alnus glutinosa is the source of this 1438-nucleotide messenger RNA. RefSeq lists its product as uncharacterized. The transcript is spliced from 2 exons. NCBI's taxonomy places the organism in Eukaryota, Viridiplantae, Streptophyta, Magnoliopsida, Fagales, Betulaceae. The record is from RefSeq and is a predicted model, not a curated record. Bases 429 to 1070 code for a protein of 213 amino acids. Gene Ontology annotation, molecular function: zinc ion binding.
AACAGGAAAAAGAAAAGGAAAGAAAAGCUACAAGAACAUAGAAAUUCUCAAAGAAAAGAAAAUACAAGAAAAAGGUUCCUUCUUUCCUAUACUCUCUGCAUUUUUUUUUUUUUUUUUUUAUACGUUCCUGUACUCUCUCUGCAUAAUAGUGCAGUAUUUUCUCUAUAAGAUCUUUCUUGAUCUUUUUCUCUCUGUCUACUUCUUCCAAGUCCUGUUCAGGACUGACACAGAACAGAGAGAGAGAGAUCACCUACCACAGAUCCACGAAAUAGUAGCCCAGUUGUUGAAAACCCGACAAAAAAUCUAUUAUGUUUUGCUUACUGAGGUAAAGAGAAACUCAAAGAGAGCUUCUUUUUGACCUUUGUGGGCAUUAAUGAUCUCAGUCUCACAUACCCAUUACAUGAAGAUUCUAUUUCUGGGUCUUGACAAUGGCAACCGUAGAGAAAUCCCAUGUUGUUGAUGUGGAGGAAAGUGGUCGUCGGAGAUCCGGAGCCGACGGCUUUGACCUGUACUCCGAUUCCGGCGAUCGGUCAGAUGAGGAGCACAUGUGUUCGAGCGGGUCCGGGAACGAGAUUGUGGGGGUGUCUGACAAGGAGAGCGGAUCCUCUUUGUCAGUGUGUUCUGCGGAGGUGGAUCUGGAAUGUGGGGUGCCAGAGAUUAAGCUGCAUUUGGCAAAAGUGGAGAGGGAUUGUAGAAUUUGUCAUCUGAGCUUUGAUGCAGCCAAUCAGGAAUCUGGGGUUCCCAUGGAGUUGGGAUGUUCUUGUAAGGAUGAUUUAGCUGCUGCCCACAAGCAGUGUGCUGAGGCUUGGUUCAAGAUCAAGGGAAACAAGACCUGUGAGAUCUGUGGAUCAAUUGCACGCAAUGUUGCUGGUGCAAAUGAGGCUGAGUUGAUGGAACGGUGGAACGAGACAAAUGAUGCUGCUGCCACAGCAGCAGCAGCAGCAGCACCUGUGAACCCGACAGAGACUCGAAACUUCUGGCAGGGUCACCGGUUUCUGAAUUUUCUGCUUGCUUGUAUGGUCUUUGCCUUUGUCAUCUCUUGGCUCUUUCACUUCAAUGUACCCUCAUGAAAUCCUGUGGCAAAAAGAAAAAAAAGAAAAGAACAAAAACAUUUUUCUGGGGUUGAUGAUUGAGAAGCAGCAAGCAAGCUUAUGGUUUUUAGCACUUGCACAGGUACCAUCCUCAGUGCCCGCAUCUCCACACUUGGAGUUAGUAUUUCUCUUAUCUGCUUUGAUGUUUAUACUAGUAACAGAGCUUCAUCAGACUUUCUAAUUUAUGUUGUGUUUCCCAAAACUGCAUCAUGUUACAGUUGUACCUUACUUGCUUUGUUACGUUUGUAUCACAAUGUAGUCUUCUCAGUCUCUUCUGGGAUCUAGAAUUUGUAUUGGGUAGACCAGCUGGAUGGUUGCAUCAAUUAAGUUUUGUUCAACUAGAUUAA